This is a messenger RNA of Camellia sinensis, 3405 nucleotides long. RefSeq names its product ethylene receptor 2. NCBI's taxonomy places the organism in Eukaryota, Viridiplantae, Streptophyta, Magnoliopsida, Ericales, Theaceae. The record is from RefSeq and is a predicted model, not a curated record. Gene Ontology annotation, cellular component: endoplasmic reticulum membrane; endoplasmic reticulum. Gene Ontology annotation, molecular function: ethylene binding; phosphorelay sensor kinase activity; protein binding. Gene Ontology annotation, biological process: phosphorelay signal transduction system; response to ethylene.
CGCGGGCGAACCCAUCUCUCCCUCCUUCUCUCUCUCUAUAAGUACACACUCUCUCCACCAUUCUCUCUCUCAGACUUUGUGUUUGAAAUUUGAGUACACAUUCGAAGUAUUCAGAGAGUUUUCGUCUCGUGUACAGAGAAUUUUUGUAUGUAUUUAUAUUUAUAUAGUCAUACACACGCAAUAACAGCUGAAGAACCAACCCGGUUUCGCCUCACUCCACCACCGCCAAACUGAACCACCAGGUGGCCGGUUUUCCUUAAAAAACCGGGUUUUUUUUCCUGGGUUUUGCUGUUGAACUGUGGGUUGGUGGCGGCGCCGGUGGUGGAGGAGGUGGGUUGUGGUGGUUGAUUGAUAUAAAUGGACGGUGAAUGAUUUGGUGUUGUGGGUAUUUGAUAGAUUUGGAUGAGAAGGUGAAUUUGAUGCUGGUUCAAAUUCUGGGUUCUAUUUUUUGGUUACUGAUCGGUGGUUUCUUCAGGAGAUGAGUAUUGGGAGUUUUAUAUUCUGAGGUUGAUUUUGAUUUGAGUGUGUUCUGAAUCAAAAACCUUGACCAAUCUUGGAGUAUAAUAAAACCCAUCAAAAUUAUCCAUAAAUGGAUUGAAGAAUUUAUCCAUUGGAUGAAAUGUUAAAGACUUUAGCAUAUGGGCUGUUGAUUUCGUCGUUCCUCUUUUCUAUUUCUGCUGCUGAUAAUGGUUUCCCCCGAUGCGAUUGCAACGAGGAAGGGUUUUGGAGCACUGAAAACAUUUUAACAUGUCAAAAAGUGAGUGAUUUCUUGAUUGCAGUGGCCUAUUUCUCUAUCCCAGUUGAGCUUCUUUACUUUGUUAGUUGCUCAAACGUCCCAUUCAAAUGGGUACUCUUUCAAUUCAUUGCGUUCAUUGUUCUCUGUGGGAUGACCCAUUUGCUCAAUGGUUGGGCUUAUGGUCCGCACCCAUUUCAGCUAAUGCUAGCCCUCACCAUUUUCAAAUUCCUCACCGCUCUUGUCUCUUUUGCCACUGCUAUAACACUCAUCACUCUCAUCCCUUUGCUUCUAAAAGUGAAAUUGAGAGAAUUCAUGUUGAGGAAGAAAGCUUGGGAUCUUGGUCGAGAAGUUAGAAUCAUAAAGAAGCAGAAAGAAGCCGGAUGGCAUGUUCGGAUGCUUACCCAAGAGAUCCGCAAGUCACUCGAUCGCCAUACGAUUUUGUACACAACUCUGGUCGAGCUAUCUAAGACACUAGAUUUGCUGAAUUGUGCUGUUUGGAUGCCUAAUGAGAUUAAAACAGAGAUGAACCUGACCCAUGAAUUGAAUAGGAGGAAUGCUUCAAACAUGUAUAAUGUCUCUAUCCCAAUUAGUGACCCCGAUGUUAGAGCGGUCAAAGAGAGUGAAAGAGUGAAGAUACUUGGACCUGACUCGGCACUUGCUUCUGCAAGCCGUGGAGGGUCCGUGGAGCCUGGAGCUGUGGCUGCUAUUAGGAUGCCAAUGUUGAGGGUAUCUAACUUCAAAGGUGGGACUCCUGAGAUGGUUCAGACUUGUUAUGCUAUAUUAGUUUUGGUUCUUCCUGGUGAGCAAGAUAGAUCGUGGAGCAAUCAAGAACUCGAGAUUGUGCAGGUGGUUGCCGAUCAGGUUGCUGUGGCUGUCUCCCACGCUGCAGUACUUGAAGAAUCCCAGCUUAUGAGAGAGCAACUGGUUGAGCAAAAUCGAGCCUUGCAACAGGCAAAACAGGAUAUAAUGAUGGCAAGCCAGGCUAGGAACUCGUUUCAAAAGGUAAUGAGUCAUGGUAUGAGGAGACCUAUGCACUCAAUUUUGGGUUUACUUUUGAUGAUGCAGGACGAGAAUUUGAGUGGCCAGCAACGGAUUCUUGUUGAUGCGAUGGUUAAGACGAGCAAUGUCCUCUCAACCUUGAUAAACGACGUAAUGGACAUGUCAAUUAAAGAUAAUGGAAGGUUCCUAUUAGAAAUGAGGUCUUUUGGGCUACAUUCAAUGAUAAAGGAAGCCGCUUGCCUUGCCAAGUGCUUGUGUGUUUUUAGGGGAUAUGGAUUUGAAAUUGACAUUGAGAAGUCUUUGCCUGAUCAUGUUAUGGGUGAUGAGAGAAGGGUUUUUCAGGUGAUUUUGCAUAUGGUUGGAAAUCUUUUGAAUGGAAACAAUGGAGGUGGUUUUGUAACGUUGCGGGUUUACUCAGAUAAUGGAAGUCAGGCAAGGAAUGAUCAAAGAUGGGCAACAUGGAGAUCGAGCUCCUCUGAUGGCUACGUUCAUGUCAAGUUUGAAAUUGGAAUUAACCAUAAUGCUUCUCAAUCAGAUGGUUCCAUGUCAAGAGCACAGUUUGGCAGUAGGAUGUACAGCAAUGAGAGAGUUGAAGAAGGCUUGAGCUUUAGCGUGUGCAAAAAGCUUGUACAGUUGAUGCAAGGUAACAUCUGGGUAGUCCCAAAUUUGGAUGGUUUUGAUCAAAGCAUGGCACUCAUUAUUCGGUUUCAACUCCAGCAAUCAAUUGUAAUAGGCAUCUCUGAACCGGGAGACUCUUCCAACCACCCACUCUCCAACUCUCUUUUCAGGGGCCUUCAAGUUCUACUAGUCGAUGAUGAUGAUGUGAACAGGGUGGUGACGCGUAAACUGCUUCAGAAACUCGGCUGCACCGUUUCCACCGUUGCAUCUGGAUAUGAAUGCCUUAGUGCCCUUGGCCCAUCUGUGUCUUCCUUCCAAAUUGUACUUUUGGAUCUUCACAUGCCUGACUUGGAUGGGUUUGAAGUUUCCAUGAGAAUUCGAAAAUCUCGAAGCCACAGUUGGCCAUUGAUCAUCGCCUUUACAUCAAGUGCUGAUGAAGAUGUGUGGGAUAGAUGUUUGCAGAAUGGGAUGAAUGGAGUUAUUAGAAAACCGGUUCUUUUGCAGGGAAUCGCGGAUGAAUUUCGAAGAGCCCUGCAAAUGGCACACAAAGUUGUGUGAUGAUGGAAGCGAAGUUACUGCAUUGCGCAGCGGAAAUUCUUGAACGAUUUCAGGGCAUCGAUGGAAUCGACGAGCAAUUCCACAAUGUCAAUGUUGCACAACAUUCAUAGCCAAAAUGGUAUAUACAUAAUUUCAGUUACUUUCUUUCCUUUUUUUGUGUUUAAUGUUUGUUAUCAUUGCAUAGCUAAUCUAAUAGUGUAAUCACUGCUAGUUGAUAUUAUUGUUAACAAAUUUUCCUAAUAGAAAGGGCCAUGAAAUCAAGAACUUCACAAACCUUCAGUAAUUUUUUUAGCGUUAGAGUAGUUAGGAAAGACUGUAAAAUUGGCUUAGUUGAGGCCCAAAAUUCAAAUUUGAGAGUUUGCUUUCAAAGAACAUUUGUAGAGGAAUAGUUUAUAUGUUUUCUGCUGUAAAUUUAGCAUUUUACAAAUUAAUUCAAAUUAAUUCAGGUGUUUCAACUUCAUCUAUUUAGAUGUAGCGGAAGCAAGCACUUGGUA